Maylandia zebra (zebra mbuna) is the source of this 2016-nucleotide messenger RNA. Lineage: Eukaryota; Metazoa; Chordata; Actinopteri; Cichliformes; Cichlidae. The record is from RefSeq and is a predicted model, not a curated record.
AUGGCCAAUGUGGCAGAAAAGUGUGAUGAGGCUCUUGCCUCUCCUCUGCCUCACACAGCCUUCACCAGCUCGUCUGUCUUCUCCAGUGGAUAUGCACCUGGAUAUGCCAAGCUCAACAGGAGAGGAGGAGCCGGUGGAUGGUCACCUCUAGACAGUGACCAUUACCAGUGGCUACAGGUGGACCUCGGUUCAAGAAAGCAGGUGAGCGCCAUAGCAACACAGGGUCGCUACAGCAGCUCUGAUUGGACGACGCAGUAUCGCCUUCUCUACAGUGACACAGGAAGGAACUGGAAACCUUAUCAUCAAGAUGGCAACAUUUGGGCUUUCUCUGGGAACUCCAACUCAGAGAGUGCAGUUCGCCAUGAGCUCCAGCAGGGAAUCGUGGCUCGCUUCCUUAGGCUCAUCCCGUUAGAAUGGAGCGAGGAGGGACGGAUUGGUCUGCGAAUAGAAGUUUACGGAUGCUCCUACUGGGCAGACAUCAUCAAUUUUGAUGGGCAGGGUGUGAUCUCAUAUCGUUUUAAGGUGAAGAAGAUGAAGCUCAUUAAGGACGUGAUCGCACUGAGGUUUAAGACGUCAGAAAGUGAGGGUGUGAUUCUCCAUGGGGAAGGCCAGCAGGGAGACUAUAUCACACUGGAACUCCGUAAAGCCAAGCUGCUGCUGCAGAUAAACCUGGGCAGUAAUCAGUAUGGCUCGAUCCUGGGUCAUACCUCUGUGACCACAGGGAGCCUCUUGGAUGACAAUCACUGGCACUCAGUAGUGAUUGAACGCUACCGUCGCAAUGUGAACUUCACCUUGGACAGACACACUCAGCACUUCAGGACUAAUGGAGAGUUUGACCACCUCGAUUUGGACUAUGAAUUGAGUUUUGGCGGGAUGCCUUACAGUGGAAAGCCAGUGGGAAUAGGAAGGAAAAACUUUAAAGGCUGCAUGGAGAGCAUCAACUACAAUGGAGACAACAUUACAGACCUGGCCCGCCGAAAGAAGCUCGACACCUCCAGCUUUCGAAACCUGUCCUUCACCUGUGCGGAGACCCACACCUUCCCAGUCUUUUUCAACGCCACCAGUUUCCUGCAGUUGCCUGGUCGAGCCAAUCAUAACACGGUAUCCGUGGGCUUCCAGUUUCGUACGUGGAACCCUCAUGGCCUCCUCCUAUUCAGCAAUCUUGAUGAUGGCACUCUGGAGAUCUCGCUUGAGGACGGCAAGGUUGCAGUUCACAUCAAUGUGACGAAAGCGGCCAAAAGCUACCGAGUAGAUUUAUCAUCAGGCUCGGGCCUCAAUGAUGGCCAGUGGCAUGCAAUACGUUUGGUUGCCAAGGAGAACUUUGCCAUGUUGACGAUAGACGGCGAGGAGGUGUCUGCUGUGCGCUCCGUCUCACCUCUCAGCAUCACCACGGGAGGAACCUAUCACCUCGGAGGUUAUUUUCUGCAAACACUGUUUCCACCAACCCAGCGUUCGUUUCAAGGCUGCAUGCAAGCAGUCUUAGUUGAUGACCAACCUGCUGAUCUACAUGCUGUGGAGAAAGGCACUGUGGGAGCUUUUGAGAAUGUCAGCCUGGACAUGUGUGCAAUCAUAGACAGAUGUAUGCCCAAUCAUUGUGAACAUGGUGGUCGGUGUAAACAGACCUGGGACAGCUUCAGCUGUACUUGUGAUGGAACUGGAUACACUGGAGCAACAUGUCAUACUUCGAUCUAUGAGCCUUCGUGUGAGGCCUACAAGCAUUUGGGCAAGUCCUCCGAUGCCUACUGGAUCGACCCCGAUGGCAGCGGACCUCUUGGCCCCUUCAAAGUUAACUGCAACAUGACAGAGGACAAAGUAUGGACCACAGUGAUGAACAACCUGCCUCCCAAAACCAUAGUCACAGGCUCCAGCAGAAACAGACGGACCGUGUUACAGGUCAACUACAGUGCCUCAAUGGACCAGGUGACAGCCAUCACCACCAGUGCAGAAUACUGUGAGCAGCAAAUCGCCUACAGCUGUCGCAUGUCCAGACUCCUCAACACUCCAGGUAAAGGCUGA